AUGAGUGAUCAUAAUCCUGCCCAUGAAGACGAGAAAGAAACCGCACCCUGGGUCAUGCAUUUCGAAACCGAGAGCUACCCUCCCAACGACUCUGCAGAGCUUGGCCCAAGAUUCUUCGAAGACAUUAUCGACUCCGUCGAGCCAAAUACCCAUCAAGUUGUCUUGUCUCCCAAUUCCCCCACGCCUACCGCGACUCCUAGCACUGUCGAAAACACCGAGCCUACCCAAACCACCAGUAGUGCAACCCUGGUAAACGAUGAUGCCGAGUCUACACCAGCUUCAGGAAUCAUUAAACAAGAGGAUGGGGAGAAAUCACAGCGCGUUACGAAGAGACGCCGGAGUCGCAACUCACCGGAGCCGGACUACUCCCAGAUCAUCCUGGAGCUCAACAAGAAGCGCAAACGCACGGGACAAGCUUGUGACCGGUGCCGGGUGCGAAGAUACAAGUGCGACCCAAACCGCAGGGGCUGUUUCAAUUGCGGAGCCGCUGGCAUGGUGUGCAAAGUGACCGACUGCGUCACUGGGGAAACUUACGUCCGUGGCGCUGCUGGCCGAAUGGCGGCCGAGAUCGAAGGGCUGAAAGCUCGAGUUGCGGACCUGGAGCGAGAGAACGAGGAGCUCCAACGCAACACCAAGCCUCGAUUCAGCUUCGAGCACACUAGCCCAGGAUUCCCGUCUUCCAUAGCGAUGCGUGCCCAGAAUCACACACCUGUCACUUGGGAGCAGAGGAUUUUCCUUCUGCAGCAAGAGAACAACAAGCUCCGACAGCAGACGGCCGUGCUCCGCGAGAACAAUCAGACACUACUCAAGAAGGUCGAGGAGCAAGAUUCCAUGAUCUCCAUGAACGAUGAUAUGACCCUCUUCAAUACCAAGUACAACUGGCCGCUCUAG
This is a messenger RNA of Penicillium subrubescens, 891 nucleotides long. Its product is annotated as putative C6 finger domain protein. The coding region runs from base 1 to 891 and encodes 296 amino acids. The transcript has 3 exons. Gene Ontology annotation, molecular function: zinc ion binding; RNA polymerase II cis-regulatory region sequence-specific DNA binding; DNA-binding transcription factor activity, RNA polymerase II-specific. NCBI's taxonomy places the organism in Eukaryota, Fungi, Ascomycota, Eurotiomycetes, Eurotiales, Aspergillaceae. Gene Ontology annotation, cellular component: nucleus. Gene Ontology annotation, biological process: positive regulation of transcription from RNA polymerase II promoter by galactose. The record is from RefSeq and is a predicted model, not a curated record.